Punica granatum (pomegranate) is the source of this 1564-nucleotide messenger RNA. The record is from RefSeq and is a predicted model, not a curated record. Lineage: Eukaryota; Viridiplantae; Streptophyta; Magnoliopsida; Myrtales; Lythraceae.
ACUUGAACCCGAGCCGGACCGAGCACGGGAAUUUUCCUAAAGGGUGGGCUGUUUCCGUUACCAAUCUCCCGACUUGCCAUAAUAAGUCAUAUAUCCCAAUUUAUUCCGACAAGUAGAGAUCUUACCUAACUCAACAAACAAAAGCAAGGGCGAACUACUAAUGAUCGCAUCAGUUCUCAGACGAAUCAGCCUCUCGCCUUCGCUUUCACUCCCACCGGUCCUUUCCGCUUCUCUAAUGGACUCGCCGGCGCAGCCCUCCUGUCAGAGGCUCCUCGCCCUGGCCCAGCAGCUCCGCCUCUACAGGCCACCGCCCUCGCUCGACGACGACUCCGAGGAGCAGCGGAUCGAGGAGGCCGCCGGGAAGGUCGUGUCCCAGGUGGGGAUCCCGGAGUCGCAGACGGCGAUCGCCAGGGACCCGGAGAGGUUCCGGCCCAAGAGGGCGGCCGUGCUGAUCUGUCUCUUCGAAGGGGACGCCGGGGAUUUGCGGGUCAUCCUUACGAAGAGGUCCUCGAGAUUGUCCACUCACUCCGGGGAAGUUUCAUUGCCUGGUGGGAAAUCGGAUCCCAAUGAUAAAGAUGAUGCGGAGACAGCUACGAGGGAAGCAAAGGAGGAAAUUGGGUUGGAUCCGUCCCUUGUGAAUGUCGUGACUGUGAUGGAGCCGUUCUUGUCCAAGUACCUAUUGAGAGUAGUGCCUGUGAUAGGCAUCCUCACCAAUAAGAAAGCAUUCAAUCCUUCUCCAAAUCCUUCAGAAGUCGAUAAAGUGUUUGAUGCCCCCUUGGAGAUGUUUCUCAAGGAUGAAAACCAGAGGUCUGAAGGGAGAGAGUGGAUGGGAGAUAAGUAUAUGUUACAUUUCUUUAAUUACGAGGUUGAGGGUGAGAAGUACUUGAUUUGGGGCCUCACAGCAUGGAUCUUGAUCAAGGCUGCAAUGAUUGUGUUUGAGAGACCCCCAGCUUUUCCUGAGCAGAUCCCGAAAUUUAAGUAUCCUAGAAUUGUUGCAAAAGACACUACAAUGCCUUAGAAAUUUUUGUACUCCAGAGCGUUCGUCAUGACCUUACAGUAGAAAAAGGGCGGGGGCUAUAAUUUGAUUGACGAAGAUGUGUAGAUGUUAUCAUAAACAAGUCCUAGAGUCUAUUGUGAAAAAAUGUUUCUGUUAGGUGCCCUCGUUAAAGUUGCCUUCUCAGUUUCUGAAUUGUAAAGGGAAUAAGCAUCAGUAAUACCUUUGCCAAGGAUAAUUCUUUGUGGGACGAUAUGGCGAGGGAAUUGAUCUUCAUGAUUUUGAGGAAUUGGCCUCAUAGAAAAUGAGUGGCGUCUUUCUUUACCCUUUAAAGAUGCCUGUCUUCAACGGUGGGUAUAUUCUGAGACGAUGUUGGUGUCUUCUGUUAUCUCCUAUCCAUUUUUUGCUGUUAAGUGGGGGUGGAUUGAUGUACAGAAGAAGUGAACUAGGAAAAUUGUGAUGUCGAAACCUGGAUGAAUUCUUGUUAGUAUGGUGAUUGAGACCUUGGCAAAGUGUAAUUUCAGUCAUACUUUGGCAUUUAUUUAAAAUAAACAAAUUCAUUUCGUCUUU